Acanthoscelides obtectus is the source of this 225-nucleotide messenger RNA. Lineage: Eukaryota; Metazoa; Arthropoda; Insecta; Coleoptera; Chrysomelidae. The record is from the annotation of a GenBank genome assembly.
AUGAUAAAGCAAAGAAAAAGAAACAAAAAAUAUGAGUCAUCAGAGAGUGAAAGUGACGAGGAAGAAAGCCGAAAUAGUUCAGAUGAUGAAAUAUCCGAGAAAGAUGAAAACAGGUGUCAGGAAUGUACGGAAAAUUAUUAUAAGACGACUUCUAAAGAAGAUUGGAUACCUACCUUGCUCUUUUUGGAUGCACGAGUUCUGCACAAUGUACAAACCGCUUUGUAA